Molecule: messenger RNA, 1663 nt
Organism: Photinus pyralis (common eastern firefly)
Lineage: Eukaryota; Metazoa; Arthropoda; Insecta; Coleoptera; Lampyridae
Exons: 5
Coding region: 256-1644 (462 amino acids)
Source: RefSeq, a predicted model, not a curated record
ACUAAUGCAAGUGAAAGUCCUAAUUUAAAUUUGCAGAAGUUGACAUUGAACAAUAUCCCACCAAAUCAAUAAUUAUAAGAUACCUACCUAUUUUAAGUUUACAUCCCUCACCACCAACCUCUAUAGGUAUGUGUUGCAAAUCAUUUCAACAUUUAUAUUGUCACACUGCUUCACGAUCAUUGCAGUAAUGCUAAUUGUUCCACGGUAGUGCCACAUUUUGGAUUAUGUGAUUCGGUGGUGAUUAAUAUCAUCGGAAUGGUAUUAAAUUCAAAUUUGCUGAUACCAAAGAAGUUAUGUUGGAUAUUAUCAUUUAUCUCGAUCACAAUUUCCAAUAGCGCAGUCGCUCCACCCGCUUGGGCCGAUCCGAAACUAAACCCAUGUGCAACCCAACCACGGGGAUGGCAGAUGCUGUACUGGCCACCUGAUGGACAGUGCUAUAAAAUUUAUCAGGUCGGAUAUCCAUGUCCGGAUGGAAUGGAGCUUGUGCCAAGUCCGAUAUCGACGAACGUUACCGCCAAACAAAUAGCGGCGGAAUGCAGAUGUCCGCCUCAGACGGCGCAAUUUCCGGACGACGGUCGCUGUUACAAACUUUUUACGGCGGGACCAUGCGAGAGGGGCCAGUUUUUCUCACCUGAUGAUACAAUCGCACAAAACAGUCGCCGAUGGGGCAAAUGUAAGAUUAUAGAAAAAUGUGAAAAUUCAAACGAGUUAUAUUGGCCAGAAGACAAAAAGUGUUACCUGCAUCUAACUCAGGGGCCAUGUUCGAAAGGGCAGCUCAUUACUACAGGCUCUGACAAUGUGUCUGCCUGUAAAUGUGACCACGAGUACGAAAUGCAAAAUUACUGGUCGCAUGGAAACGGUUGCUACGAGCAUUAUACGAAAGGACCAUGCAGAGAAAAUGGACAUUUGUUUUUGCCCAAUCAGCGCUGCGGAUGCCACAAUUUAUUACCUCAUUACCAUAAUUCUACCAACAUGUGCUAUGAAUUAGGUACACUUGGACCAUGUAGCAUUGGAGAACAGUUCCUAUUAGAUCAAAAUAUAAAAACGGCCACCUGUCAAUGUAAAAAAGGUCACAUACGAUAUGAGAAUAACCUCAACUGCUAUAGACCUUAUACACAGGGUCCGUGUCCGGCAGGGCACAUUUUAAUCGAUGCGACCUCGUGCAUUAAACAACCGUGUAGCAAAGGCUACCUGUAUUUUCCUGUAAAUAAAUCGUGUUACAGAAUCGGAAAUCGAGGACCGUGCAAGAAAAAUCACGUGAUCUCGUUCGACUUUCACACGCGCCCGUCGAUUGACGGAAUAUCGUAUAACGCUGUAUGUCGUUGCAAGCACACAAGCAAUCAUAUUUGCGAGCAAACGCAGCAAGCGGCAUGCGAUCGUGACCACAAUACUGUGAUAUACAACGACCAGUGUUUCAAAUUGUAUAGCCAAACUCCAUGUCCGACCGGAGCUUGGUUGGUCGCCAAGCGGCAAAGUAAAGAAUGGGAGACAAAACGAAAUGAAGGGCUGUGCCAAUGCAUGCCAGGUUACAAACAAAAUGCGGUUAAUGGAAGCGACGUGGAAUGUGCCGGCCCUGCUAUAGCAUUGGCAGAAUUUCUUAACCAAAACUCGAAAAAGCACCAGAAUAUGUAUUUAUUUAAAUAAAUUAAAGUUACUUACUGCA